Molecule: messenger RNA, 3360 nt
Organism: Homo sapiens (human)
Lineage: Eukaryota; Metazoa; Chordata; Mammalia; Primates; Hominidae
Gene: NPRL3
Product: NPR3 like, GATOR1 complex subunit
Exons: 12
Coding region: 407-2041 (544 amino acids)
Biological process (GO): negative regulation of TOR signaling
Cellular component (GO): lysosomal membrane
Source: RefSeq, marked reviewed
GAAGUCUCGCGAGCCCGGAGCGUGGCACGUGGGUUGGUAACUGUGGCGCUGCUCCGCGUCCACCACCACCCCUGUCCUCCUCAGGCCCCCUCCGCCUCCACCCCUGCCCUCCUCAGGCCCCCUCCGCCUCCACCCCUGCCCUACUCAGGCCCCCUCCGCCUCCACCCCUGCCCUCCUCAGGCCCCCUCCGCCUCCACCCCUGCCCUCCUCAGGCCCCCUCCGCCUCCACCCCUGCCCUCCUCAGGCCCCCUCCGCCUCCACCCCUGCCCUCCUCAGGCCCCCUGCGUCCCCGCCUCGUCCUCCUCAGGCCCCCUCCGCCUCCGGCUCCGUCCUCCUCAGGCCCCCUCCGCCUCCGGCUCCGUCCUCCUCUGGCCCCCUCCGCCCCCGGCCCCGGCCCCACGGCGGGAUGCGGGACAACACCAGCCCCAUCAGCGUGAUUCUGGUGAGCUCGGGGAGCAGGGGCAAUAAGCUGCUGUUCAGGUACCCCUUCCAGAGAAGCCAGGAGCACCCGGCGUCCCAGACAAGUAAGCCGCGUAGCAGAUACGCUGCCAGCAACACGGGCGACCAUGCUGAUGAGCAGGACGGCGAUUCCAGGUUUUCAGAUGUUAUUCUGGCAACAAUUUUGGCAACCAAGUCUGAAAUGUGUGGCCAAAAAUUUGAACUGAAGAUUGAUAAUGUGCGAUUUGUUGGGCACCCAACACUGCUACAGCAUGCUCUGGGGCAGGCCAACGCAGACCCGUCAGUGAUAAACUGUCUGCAUAACCUGUCCCGUCGUAUCGCCACCGUGCUGCAGCACGAGGAGCGCCGCUGCCAGUACCUCACCCGGGAGGCCAAGCUGAUCCUGGCGCUCCAGGAUGAGGUGUCCGCCAUGGCUGAUGGAAAUGAAGGUCCUCAGUCCCCAUUCCAUCACAUCCUGCCCAAGUGCAAGCUGGCCAGGGACCUCAAGGAAGCUUAUGACAGCCUGUGCACGUCGGGCGUAGUUCGGCUUCACAUCAACAGCUGGCUGGAGGUGAGCUUCUGCCUGCCCCACAAGAUCCACUAUGCGGCCUCCAGUCUGAUCCCCCCAGAGGCCAUCGAACGGAGCCUGAAAGCCAUCCGCCCCUACCAUGCCCUGCUGCUGCUCAGUGAUGAGAAGUCCUUGCUGGGUGAGCUUCCUAUUGACUGCUCCCCUGCCCUAGUGCGGGUGAUCAAGACCACAUCUGCUGUGAAGAACCUGCAGCAGCUAGCCCAAGAUGCGGACCUGGCCUUGCUGCAGGUUUUCCAGCUUGCAGCUCAUCUGGUGUACUGGGGCAAGGCCAUCAUCAUCUACCCGCUGUGUGAGAACAACGUCUACAUGCUGUCUCCCAAUGCCAGCGUAUGUCUGUACUCCCCGCUGGCCGAGCAGUUCUCCCACCAGUUCCCAUCUCAUGACCUGCCGUCCGUUCUUGCCAAGUUCUCCUUGCCGGUCUCCUUGUCAGAAUUUAGGAAUCCCCUGGCCCCCGCUGUGCAGGAGACCCAGCUCAUCCAGAUGGUGGUGUGGAUGCUGCAGCGCCGGCUUCUCAUCCAGCUGCACACCUAUGUCUGCCUGAUGGCCUCACCCAGCGAGGAGGAGCCCCGUCCGCGAGAGGACGACGUCCCCUUCACUGCCCGGGUCGGCGGUCGCAGCCUCAGCACGCCCAACGCCCUCAGCUUUGGCUCCCCAACCAGCAGCGAUGACAUGACCCUCACCAGCCCCAGCAUGGACAACUCCAGCGCAGAGCUACUUCCCAGCGGGGACUCGCCACUGAACCAGAGGAUGACGGAGAACCUGCUGGCCAGCCUGUCGGAGCAUGAACGCGCAGCCAUCCUCAGUGUACCCGCAGCCCAGAACCCUGAGGACCUCCGCAUGUUUGCCAGGCUCCUUCACUACUUCCGCGGCCGCCACCACCUGGAGGAGAUUAUGUACAACGAGAACACGCGGCGCUCCCAGCUGCUCAUGCUGUUUGACAAGUUCCGCAGCGUGCUGGUGGUGACCACCCACGAGGACCCUGUCAUUGCCGUCUUCCAGGCUCUGCUCCCCUGAGCCCAGGCGGAGGGCGGAAGGCUGCUGGGGUGCGCAGGUGGGCGCUCGCGUCUCCCCACCCCAGGGCUCCCCCCGUGCUGAGGCUGAGCCCUCUUGGCCCUGAGGCCUGGCAUUGGGUGGAUGCGGGCUGGCCGUGGCCCAGUGAAGCCUGCAGAGCCCCGCUGUCCUUGCCCCUGGUGGUUCCGCUGUGGGGCUGCUGCCCUCUGUGUUCCUACGCUUCCCUCCAGUCCUUGCCGCACGCGUAGGCAUCUCCACGCUGGAGGGGGGCCUGCCAGGACUCCUGUCUCUGGGUGAGGCCGCAUCCUUCAAGGCCCAUGUGGGCUGUGCGUUUCUCAGACCCUCCUUCUGUCCCUACACCUGCUCCUUGGACCCCCCAGUCUGUGGCCACCCUGAAGAAUGUGCAGAAACACUUGUGUGGCCUGUCCCUGUCUCUCUGACAGCCUUCUAUUUGUGAAGUGCCCUGUGGCCCCCUCCCCAGCACCUCUGUCUGCCAUGCGCUUCUUCCUCCCAGGCUACCCUGAGCCUUUCCUGGCCCAGUCCUCACCACAGUCCACAGAAGCCGCAAACAGGCUCAUAGCCAAGCUGUGACCUGGUCCUGACCAUCUGGGGCACGAGGGCCUGGGCUGGCCCUGCUAGGCUGGAGAAGCCCUGUCACCUGUGCACAUCUUGCUGGUGGAGGCAUGGCCCACUGUGCAGGACCCCACCCUCGGGGGCUUUCGGCUCCCACACUGAUGAUUCUCCCCAGCAUCCACACCGGGCCUGGCGCUACGUACUCAGGCCCCCAGCUCUCGUGUCCUGGAGGAAGAGCUAGCUCCAGACAUGGGUUGAUCACCUAGAGGAGCUCUGGCUAAGGCACAGUUUUCUAGAAAUAAAACAUUUAUUCGGUUUUUAAACAAUUAAAAAAUCUUGUCUGGGCAGGCCCUUUGCUCAGGCCUGUGUGUCCUGCUCAGCCACUCUGUCGACCACACUGACCCAGGGGCUGCCCCGGACAUAGAAGCGGAGGGGUUUCCGGGCCCACUCCCCUGCAUGGCCGACGCCCACCCGGGCUGCUGCCACUACAGCCGGCUCACUGGGCUCCAGGGGACCACGCUCCAGCCAUACAGCUUCAUCCUGUGCCAGGUCCCUCUGGUCAAAGCUCUUGUUGAUGGCCAGGGCCUGGCACAGCUUGGAGGGGCCACUGCAGAGCUCGCGGUCCUUGAGGACACGGCUGGCGGUGCCUUUCCGGAGGGUGCUGCGAAGCUGACGCAUGGUCUCCAGACCUUCCAGGGGCUCCAGUGCUCGCAGCAAGACGCAAGCCCCGUCCCCUGUGGGACGGACAG